GUGGAGACUCCGACACCUCCUCCUCCUCCUCCUACUGCUCCUGCUCCUACUACCGAGAGGAACCGAGCGGAGGACGCUCACCCAGGAAUAACUCCACUGCUUCAUGUCCAACAGGCAGUGCGGUGUGUGCGCCACUGGAAGUUUGAUGCCCGGGAGCAACAUUCCCAAGUUUGCGCGGAGCCGCAGAGGACAGUGAUCUCCUGACCUCCAGGGAUAACGUUGUACCGUCGCCGGACGCGGGACUAAUUGCGGGCGCUGAAUGAAACCAGUGGAAACGUGUUUGCACGCUGGUACCGAGGAGCUGCGUGUUCUGCCCCCGGCUGGAGAGUCGUACACCGGGUAAGGUUCGGAAAGAUCCUCAUGGAAACCAUGGGAAGUUUGGAAAUGGCAAUAAAAGAGCAGUAGACUUCCACAGGUUGUGUCCAGAGGGAUGUGUUUUUAAACCCAUGCUGCUGGGAGGUCAAGAGGUGACAUGCCUCUGUAAAACACCACUGGAAACAAAUGCUCUGCUGCCAUGCCUCCGGGGAUGGUGCGUGGUCUUUCAGUGUUAGCAGUCCGGGCACUGUUGUCUCUCCUGCUGCCAGCCAUUGGCUGGCCCUUGGUCUCAUUACCCAGUGGCAUUGUCCAAGGAUCAGACUCCUCCCCCUCAAGUCUUUAUCCCACCUUUAUCCGGAAUAACACCGUGUUUGAACACUUGGCCCUGCAUCCUAACCCCACCAUUGGUCGUGUCUAUAUUGGCGCUCGAGAUCACUUGUUCCAGUUGAAUCGAUUCCUCCAACCUGAACUCCAGGAUGACACUGGACCUGUCACAGACAGUCGGGAGUGUUUACCUCCUGUUACUAAAAGUAACUGCCCUCAGGCUCGGACCACCAAUAACCACAACAAGCUCCUGUUGGUUGAUCCUUACUCCAUGGAACUGAUCACCUGUGGGAGUGUCAACCAGGGAAUAUGUCAGAAACGUAACCUGGAUUCUGUGGAUGAAGUACUAUUCUCCACCACGAGGCCAGUGGAUACCCAAUAUGUAGCAGCUAACCACCCCAACGUUAGUACUGUUGGGCUUGUUGUAAGGUCAAAUCCUGCCAGGCAGCCAGUUCUGUUUGUGGGCCGGGGUUAUACCAGCAGCCAUCCACCUAUUUCCACAAGAAACCUAGCCCAGGAACCCAUCUUUUCUUAUGAGGAGACUGCUAAAUUGGCUGUGGCUGGCCGUCUCUCAGAAUAUGACCAUCAUUUUGUGGCCUCGUUUGCCCACCGUCAGCAUGUAUACUUCCUCUUCUACAGACGGGACCUCAAAUCACAAUCACGUGAAUACCGCACCUAUGUCUCUCGAGUAUGUUUGGACGACCAGUCCUAUUACUCCUAUGUAGAAGUACCUUUGACGUGCCGUUCCAGGCCAGGAAAAAGUUACAACUUGCUACAAGCUGUUCAGCUCGGGCUCUCCAAGGAUGACGCUGCUAAUCAAAGCUCUGACAUUCUUCUUGGUGUUUUCUCCACUCAUUUGGCUUCAUCAACUCGGCUUAGUGAAGACUCUGCCCUCUGCAUGUUUAAUCUAGAAGAUGUGGACCGCAGGAUUAACUCCACCAGAGACCUGUGCUACACACAGAUGGGUAAAGAAGCAGGAGUGGAGGCAGCCUAUAUUGAGUAUGAAGUCAAGUCCAACUGUGCCAACCUGCCAGAGAACACGCUGGACGCCUACCCCUGCGGCUCUGACCACACCCCUAGCCCAAUGGCCAGUCGAAUCGCAGUGGAGGCCGAAACCAUAUUGGACAGUCCAUCUGCCCGUCUCACUGCUGUGUCAGUCAGCGUAAGGGUGGGACAUACCAUCGCCUUCCUGGGAGACUCCAAAGGGAAUCUGCAUAAGGUGUUCUUGGGGCCAAAUGGUGAAGUGGAGGAGUACUCUGUCAUCUCCAUUCAGCAGAAUGCAGCCAUCAGCUCAGACCUCAUCCUUGACCAGAAAGAGGAACAUCUCUUCAUCAUGACCCAUAACAUGCUGCAGAAAAGGCCGGUGGCUGAAUGCCAGCAGCACCCAGACUGCAACUCCUGCCUGCUGGCCCAUGACCCCUACUGUGGCUGGUGUGUCCUGGAGGGAAGGUGUGUGUUGCAGUCUGAAUGCGCUCGUGGGAACCAGCCAGGUCAGUGGCUGUGGAGCUUCGACAUGGAGCAGCAGUGUCUGACCGUCCAGGAGCUCAACCCCUCCAACGUCAGCAGGGAGGAGAGCAGAAUGGUAUCUCUGUCAGUCCCAGGUCUGCCAGUGUUAGAGAAGGAUGAAUCCUACACCUGCUUCUUCCAGAAUAGCCACAGUCCUGCCACUGUCACCCAGACCGGGGUCACCUGCCAAUCACCCGACACCAGCAUGGUACCCAUGGUGUCUUCAGGACAGGACUUUGUCACAGUCACGUUGUCUCUUCGUUUCGGCGACGUCACGGUCACAUCAAGGGAUUUCAUCUUCUAUGACUGCAUGGCUGUGAAGCAGCUGUCUGGCAGCAUGCCUUGUCGUGGUUGUGUUUUGAGCCAGUGGGGCUGUAACUGGUGCGUUCACCAACACUUGUGUACCCACAAGCCCACCUGUGAGCAGGGAGUGAUCAUCUACAACCAACACUUUGAGCUCCCCACCUCAGCUCCUUCCCCAACUAAAACCAUUAAAGUCAUCACAACACCCAGUACCACAACAGCUGCCCCGACAACCGUCACUGUGACAACCACCGGGACACCUGCUACAACAACAACAACUGUCGCCACAACGACAACAACCGCAGCCCCCGUCACUGUAGCAACCACUCAUGAGACAACCACCCAUAUCCCGCCCACUAGUCCACCCACAACCACCAGCAGCCCUGAGCUGACCACCCUGCCCACCACCCUGCCCACCACCCAGCCCACCACCCUGCCGACCACCCUGCCCCCUCAGCUGGCCACCACCCUGCCACCCACUACAGCAGCCCCGACCACACCUCCAGAGGGCACCACCAUGAAGGAAGAAGAGACAGAAGUGGGAGAGCUCAUCGUUGUCACUCAGAGUGAAACCGCAGGUCCUGUGGUUACACCCACUGUUGCAGUGUGGGCUGCAGAGUUAGUGCCUGUCACCAUGGCUGAUGGUCUAAGUGGAGAUCUCGACCCUGCAAUGCCUCUGAUGAUCCCAGACUCCUUACCCCUGGAGGUGAUGACGGAGUCACCCCCCACCGACACCCAGGAAGCUGAGGGAGCACUGAGCCUGGCUGAGCCUCCCACCCCCACCUCAUCUGGCUUUCCCCUGCCAACGCCUUACCCAGUGGACGAACCAGUUUACUCUGAGCCCUCCCUCUACUUAGACCUGACCCAGCCGCCCAUCCUGAUGCCCACGCAGGACACAGAGGGAGGAAACCCUGCCGCUGACCCUGAGGUGCUCCUCUGGCCAACAGAAGAAGUGGAUGUCCCUGCUGAGGGAGCUGUCCAGUCAGAAAAUGACACAGCCACAUUUUCAGCUGCCACUGUGCUGUCAGGUGAUGGUGAGGUUGACCAGGCAGCCCCAUCGUACCCCCAUCUGUUGGAUACUGACUCAGAGCUGGACUACCAGUAUGAUUCGGCUGAUGCCUUCCUCCCGGGGGACGAGGGCUCCCUGGUCAGCUGGGGUUCCUCAGCUUGUCCCUGUGUGGAGAAGGUCCAGGGCUCGUCGUUGCUUCCUGUCAGAGUGGAGAGGAAGAUCACUUUACUAGCUCGCAACCUGCACCUCUAUCAGGACACAGACCUGGACUACGAGUGUGUGUUAGUCAUUGAAGGGCAGACGGUGGUGGUGGACGCCUACGUGGAAACUGAUGAUAUGAAUCCAUUCAACUUUGACAUUACCUGUCAGCUCCACCAGUACACAUACUCGGCUCCGGUGGAGGAAUACAACGCCAUGGUGUAUGUGAAGAGGAGGGACACCUUCCACGUGGACAGCUCUACUGAUCUCUAUGUGACUUUGUACAACUGCUCUGUGGGCCGUUCUGACUGCAGCCGCUGCCAUACAGCUGACCAGAAGUAUGGUUGUGUGUGGUGUGGCACUGCUCAGGCCAGCUGCUUGUAUUCAGACUCCUGCAGUGAACCUGCACAGCACACAUGUCCUGCCCCCGUUAUCCAUUCUAUUGAGCCGCUCUCAGGUUUGCUGGAAGGAGGCACCAAGGUGACCAUAUCCGGCUCCAACCUGGGCCAGAAGGCUGAAGACAUCCUUGACUCUGUAUUAGUAGCUGGAGUGGCCUGCACCGUCCUCCCCAGCUUCUACGAGGUCUCCUCCAGGAUUGUAUGCAUGACCAAAGCCAGUGGAGGAGAGAAGAUGGGCCAUGUUUCUGUGAAAGUCAGUGGAGGAGAGUUUGGUCGGUCCAGCCAGACAUUCAGCUACCAGGACCCAUUCGUGAUGGGAGUGUCUCCUCAAAGGGGGCCCAAGGCCGGAGGAACGUCCCUGACAAUCACCGGCCGAAACCUGCUGACAGGCCGCCCCUCUGACCUCAGCAUCACUGUAGGAGGAGUGUCCUGUAACAUUGUAUCAGAAGUGCAAAGUUCCAGUGUUCAGUGUGUGACUGGCAGCAGUAACAAGACAGGAGAUCAACGGAUCACCUUGCAUUACGGCACCAGUAAGCGUCACCUCCACUCUUCACCUUACCGCUACACCCACAACCCCAACAUCACCCACGCUGCGCCAGCCAAGAGCUUCCUGGAUGGUGGUCGACUGAUCUACGUGUCAGGCCACAACUUGGACGUGGUGCAGGAGCCCCGGAUGGUGGUGACUGUCUCUCCUUACGAGUCCAUCAGCCAGAGCAAAAGGAGAAGAAGGAAGAAGAGGACUACAAACGGGGAGGACAGAGAGAAGACACGAGGAAGACCAGUCAGGAUGGUUCCUGACCUUAUCUGUCCUGAAGACCCACUCUGCUCUGUCAAACAGUUCAUGGAACGCUGCGAGGUGAACUCCUCCAUCCUUAUCCUGUGUCGCUCACCAAUGGUGGACUCCUCCGUCUGGGGGUCAAAGGUCACAGUGGAGUUCCUGCUGGACAACCUGCACUUUGACUUCAGCAGAUUGAACCCACAGGCCUUCAGCUACGAGCCCAACCCCAACCUGCGCAACCUGAACCACCAGGAACCUCUGAAGGCCUACCGCUACAACCCCGGCAGCUUCAUCCAGCUGGAGGGAGAACACCUGGACCUGGCCAUCACUAAGGACGAGGUGGUGGUGUUGAUCGGGGAGGGUGUGUGUGCUGUGAAGACCUUGACCAGAAACCAUCUGUACUGCGAGCCUCCACCUCAGCAGCCCGCACCAGGGCCCAACGGCAAGAAACGAGAGGGUUCCGACAACCUCCCAGAGUUCACUGUCCAAAUGGGAAACCUGAACUUUUCUCUUGGUAAAGUUCUGUAUGACAACCUCAGCCCGUCUACCUUCCCCCUGGAGGCUCAGAUUGGAGUCGGAGUCGGGGCGUCCAUCGUGGCCCUCAUUGUCCUCAUCAUCGUGCUCAUCUACAGGAGGAAGAGUAAACAGGCCCUGAGGGACUACAAGAAGGUCCAGAUCCAACUGGAGAACUUGGAGACCAGCGUAAGAGACCGCUGCAAGAAAGAGUUCACAGACCUGAUGACAGAAAUGAUGGACAUGUCCAGUGAUCUGGUGGGCUCAGGGAUCCCUUUCCUAGACUACCGGAUGUAUGCUGAACGCAUUUUCUUCCCGGGCCACCAAGAGUCUCCACUGAGGCGAGAUUUGGACGUUCAGGAGUGUCGGCGGCAGACGGUGGAGCAGGGUCUGGUGCAGCUGUCCAACCUGCUCAACAGCAAACUCUUCCUCACCAAGUUCAUCCACACACUGGAGAGCCAACGGACGUUCUCUCCCAGAGACCGAGCCUAUGUGGCCUCCCUGCUGACGGUGGCGCUUCAUGGCAAACUAGAAUAUUUCACUGACAUCCUCAAGACUCUCCUGAAUGACCUGGUGGAGCAGUACGUGGCCAAGAACCCCAAACUGAUGCUGCGACGGACAGAGACAGUGGUGGAGAAGCUGCUCACCAACUGGAUGUCCAUCUGUCUUUAUGCUUUCCUCAGGGACUCAGCAGGAGAAUCUCUCUACAUGUUGUUCAGGGCCAUAAAACACCAGGUAGAUAAAGGACCAGUGGAUGCUGUAUCGGGCAAGGCCAAAUACACUCUCAACGACAACCGGCUGCUGCGAGAGGAUGUGGAGUACAAGACCCUGACUCUGAAUGUGUUGGUGCAGGGUGGAGGCGUGAAUGAAACCCAGCCGCUGCCUUCCAAAGUGCUGGACUGUGAUACCAUCACACAGGUGAAGGAGAAGCUGCUGGAUCAGGUUUUCAAAGGCACCUCCUUCUCCCACCGACCCCAUGCCGACUCACUGGACCUGGAGUGGAGGUCUGGUGUAGCCGGUCAUCUCAUCCUUUCAGACGAGGACUUGACUUCUGUGGUUCAGGGCAACUGGAAGCGCCUGAACACACUGCAGCACUACAAGGUCCCGGAAGGUGCAACAGUAGCACUGGUCCCUCGCCACAACAAACACAUUCACCAUGACAACCAUGACUAUGUAGCAGGAGAGAAAACGCCGAUGCUGGAGGAUGCAGAUGAGGGUGGAGUGCGGCUGUGGCAUCUGGUGAAAGCCAGUGAAGAGCCGGAGUUGCCCAAACACCGCAGAGGCAGCCUGAGGGAGAGGGAGAGGGCCAAGGCCAUUCCUGAGAUCUACCUGACCCGCCUGCUGUCCAUGAAGGGCACAUUACAGAAGUUUGUAGACGACCUGUUCACAGUGAUCCUCAGCACCAGCCGUCCUGUCCCGCUGGCUGUCAAAUACUUCUUUGACCUGCUGGACGACCAGGCAGGACAACAUGGCAUCUCUGACCCAGAGACAAUCCACAUUUGGAAGACCAACAGUCUGCCUCUGCGCUUCUGGAUCAACAUUGUGAAGAACCCUCAGUUUAUCUUUGACGUCCAGGCGUCGGACCAUGUGGACGCUGUGCUCUCUGUCAUCUCACAGACAUUCAUGGACUCGUGCACCAUCGCUGAGCACAAACUAGGACGGGACUCCCCCAUCAACAAGCUGCUGUAUGCCAGAGACAUCCCCCGAUACAAGCAGAUGGUAGAAAGGUACUAUGCUGACAUCAGACAGACCAUCUCAGCCAGUGACCAGGAGAUGAACUCUGCUCUGGCUGAACUGUCCAGGAACUACUCCGGAGAGCUGAAUUACCUGGUCGCCCUGCACGAGCUCUACAAGUACAUAAACAAAUACUAUGACCAGAUCAUCACAGCACUGGAGGAAGACACCACGGCCCAGAAGAUGCAGCUGGGCUACAGGCUGCAGCAGAUCGCUGCCGCUGUGGAGAACAAGGUCACUGACUUGUGACAGAGGAGACGCCCACUGGUGUGGCAGCAAACAGAGUGGGGUGGGAGUGUGGGAGGCUAAAUUAAGAAUCCUGCACUCUGCAGGUUGAACUGAGAAGCAGGAGAGCGACGGACAAAUGGGAAGACUUUUGUUUUUGAGGAGGAGGGAUCGGAAGCGAGGGGCUUUCAGGUGUUUAAUUUUAUUUGAAAAAAACAUUUUUUUCAGAUCAGAAGAUUUUAGUUGGCAUUAAAGUUCAUGUCCCAGCACCGUUUGUCCUUUUGUCAUCGGGGGUGCAUCUGUGCAGUCCAGAGACUGAAGAAACGGAACAGCACGUGGACACUGAACAGACCUGGACCAGGAGACACCAGUCAAGCCUGCUGCCAUGCUGAAUAUGAGGAGGAAAUUUGGAUGAGUAGAAAAAAUGCUGGACUUGACUCUGUUGUCUUACACAGCAGCUCUCGUGUAAAAGAAAGCAGCUGAUGUGAUCCGAACAGAAACAGGGAUUUGACGUCACUGUUUCCCCCUCUGUAGUAAAUUUCACCAAGAGGUACCUUUUUAAGCCUUGUGUGCUUGUCACUGCUGUAUGAUCACAAAUCUGUGUGUGUACGUGUGUGUGUGUGUGCGUGCGUUAGUGUUCGUGUUGCUCUGGUUGUCAGUCUCCAUCUUGCAUUUGUGGCUCCUCCUACAAAAAACUGAAGUCAGUGGUGGUGAUGUUUUGGACGAUACAGGGGGAAAAUGCAGUGAACUCAUCUGUAAGUCACCAGUUUCACAUGUUCUAAGAAGGAAUCCUGCCACUCUCUACCUCGCCUGCUGUGCUGCAUUACACUUGCCCUCAUUUCUGUGAUGUCACAACCCCAAGAAGAUAACACUAUGUAACGAACAUCCAGCUGAAACCACCAGUUCACGUCUGUCCUCGCACACAUACACAGCAACACCUGCUGGACAUCUCAUUUGGAGCGGUACGCACGCACACAGAAACACACACAGAUAUGUCAGACAUUUGUAGUUGCUCAUUUUUCCGCUUUUGUAUAAGAUUACGAGUCAGAACCUGCUUGUCGGGGCAUUUUAAGGUACUUAAAAACAGACUAAGUGACACUUUACUCUUUUUUUUUUUUUCUCGCUUUUCGACUUAUUCUUGUGGGUGUGUGUAUAAUGUACAAGUCACUGGAAAGAUGUUAGUGGAAAAACAGAAAUCCUUCCAUAAAAGAAACUCAUAUUAAUGAAGUGGAGUCCUAGUGCGUGCUGUAGUGUUUUAUUGUGUAUUUUUCGAUUUUGUACAUUUUUUUAACAUUCCUUUUAGGAUUUGAACAAUGUCUUAAAUCAUGGUUCACCUUGUUCUCCUUCAAGCUGAGGCAGUGGUACAUGUCUUUUAUUUUGUUAUUGGCAUUACGGUUGGUAUAAAGUUCUUGUAUUGAACACAAGGUGGCACUGCUUCACGUGCUGAAGGUCUGUAUGGCAUUUUGUUAUGUCAACUUGUUCCAGGUUAUGUAUUGAUUAUACUGCUACUGGUUCAGUAGGUGUAGUCGACCUCGUCACACUGUUCUGCUUCCCGCUUGGAGCACAGAGACUUUUCAUACAAGCUGAUGUUUGCUGAUGUUUUAUUUUUAUUUAAAUGACAAAGACUGAUACGUUUUCCCUUUUUAAAAAAGUGUUUCCUAACUACCCUGUAUGGUUGGGGUGGUGCUUCAUUUGUUUUGGAGUCAUAGAGAUUACUGACUGGGCUCAGCAAAAUAAAUCCAUGUCGACUGGGAGACAGACUUUAACACAACACAGCACAGGUACAGAUCUGAUGCUGGUUUUAGAUUUCAGAUAGUUGGAUGUACUGAACACAAACGGCUGUUUAAGAGUUAAACUACACAAUAUUUAUAAGAAGACCAGACUGAGAAUCAGACUAAAUACAGUGCCAACUAUAAUAUUCAAGACACAGUUCAGUCACCACCUCCCCAGUGUUGAGGUUUGAGAGCCUGCCCUGCUCAUCAGUGAUGUGCGUCCACUGAGUGUGUCAUUCCCAGGUCUUGGAGCAGCGUGUCAGAAUGUAGCCCCUAGGUUUAUCACUACAAAAGCUAAUGAUUCAAAUGAACAGAUGGUUUGCUGUGUCACAUGCUGUCAGCUCAGAUGGGACUGAGAGCUCAGUGAUGAUACAGACAAAUCGGCCUGAGGGAAAACUCUUAACUUUUAUUAGGUUGUAAAAACUUGGCAAUGUAAAGGAGGCUCUACAGGGAGCCACUUUAAGGAUAUUUCUUAUUUUGUGUGUUAAUAUCAUGCUGAUUUCAAAUGUAACUGUAGCGAUUUAACAUGUUUAAUAAGAAAGAGUGCAAAUUCUCACAUAUGCUGAUGUAAUAAAGUAUUCUUAAAAUGA
This is a messenger RNA of Paralichthys olivaceus (Japanese flounder), 9665 nucleotides long. RefSeq names its product plexin b1b (gene plxnb1b). The record is from RefSeq and is a predicted model, not a curated record. Lineage: Eukaryota; Metazoa; Chordata; Actinopteri; Pleuronectiformes; Paralichthyidae. Gene Ontology annotation, biological process: axon extension; regulation of cell migration; semaphorin-plexin signaling pathway involved in axon guidance. Gene Ontology annotation, molecular function: semaphorin receptor activity; protein binding. Gene Ontology annotation, cellular component: plasma membrane; semaphorin receptor complex.